CUCUGCUUCAAAAACGGUGGUCUUACGAAGGUAAUUAUAGUGCUAUAUAUCUGGAUGUAAGGUUCAGAAGGAAUUCCUCUAUAUUUAAUAUUACAUACCUGAAUAAUAACGGGCUGGGGAAAGUGUGUGGUCGAGAAGGGAAAUAUCCAGAAUAAUUUACAUUGAUUCGACACAACAGCAGACAUGGAAUGCAAUACCGAGGGAUGGGAAGGCAUGAGCCCUUCAUUAUAAUGUGUACUAUCCAUUUUGAUCUAAAAAUUGACUUUCCUCUUCCACCAAAGUGACCUCUCCCUGGCUCUUAGGACCCCUUCUUUAGAGUUACUAUCAUGCCAUCGUCCAGUCAUGGUGCUGCUUUCAGAUUUAGAUUACGGCAUGAAAGUGUUGACUGGAGAAGGAUUGCAGCUAUUGAUGUGGACAAGGUGGCAAAUGAACUCAAUUUUGUUAUGCUUCAAGACAACAUCAUGAACAUCACUUUUUGUAAUCUGGAAAAUGAGAAGUGUCCACAGUGCCAACACAGCCUGGAUCCAGUUCUUCUUAAACUGUUUCGACUUGCCCAGUUAACCAUUGAGUACCUGCUUCACUCCCAAGAGUAUUUGACUUCUCACCUGCAGACUUUGGAAGACAAAUUACAGGCUGCUCAUACUGAAACCGAAGAGUCAAAUCUGAAGAUGAAAAAACAGUUUGAGAUUGCAAAGUCUCUUAAACAGGAAUGCAAACGUAGGAAGAAGUUAAUUGCUACCCAGCAGAUACUAAUAAAUUCUAGUGCAAACUCUUAUCACAAGUGUCUGCAUUGUGAUAAAGCAUUUAUGAACUAUUCCUUUUUGCAAAGUCACAUGCAAAGGAGACAUCAGGAAACUGCAAGCCAUGAGAAACUCAAGCUUCGGUCAACUGAUAAACUGCAGAAUGAAAUAACUAAGUUGAAAGAAGAAUUACAUCUCACGAAGAGCAAACUUGAGGACCAACAAAGUGCUCAGCUAGAGAGCCUUUCUAAGGAAAUGGAACACGGGAAAUUAGUCGAACAGGAGUUAAAUAAAAAAUUUGAUAUGUGGAAAGAAGAUGAACAAAUGAAACUUUCAGAGGAAAUGACAAAAGUAAAGAACAUGUUUAGGCAAGAGUUUCAAGAAGUCACUAAAAAGAAUGAAUCCUUAGAAGAAGAGCUGCAAAAGCUUAAAAAAGAUAACUCUAAACUGAAAUCAAGCUUAGAUACUCUGCAAGAAUGUUCCAAACACAAUCAGAAAGCAGCUAACACUAAGUGCCAUCACAGCAUUCCUAAUGUGGAAGAAAUAUUGGAGAUUAAGGAAAAAAAAUGGGAGAAUAUGAUACAACUGCUUCGUCAAGAACACAAAACUGAAAAGAAUCAGCUGUUAUCUCAAAUAGAAAAUCUGAGAUUGACAUACAUUGAAGAAAAUGCAACAAAAAGUGAUUUCUACAAGAAGAGAUUAGAUGAUACUGGAAUCAGAUGUCAAGAAGAAAAAGAAAUAAUUAGGGCUCCAAAAGAAAAGAUCAUACAGCUGCCCUUAAAGUCAUCAACAGAUGUUAAAAAUCAACCAGCUCCAGGUCCAGUUACAUCAACCGUGCAAGUGGAAACAAAACCUAACACAGUAUUAACAUUUGGUCAGUCACAGAUCUUGGAACCUAUUCAAGAGCUUACAGAGGACGAUGGAGAUGAUUAUGAAGAAGAAUCAAGCUCCAAAAAAAUGCGUUUAAUAAAAGCCUUGAAGAAGGACCCAAUGUUAACUAAAGAACUGAGAUCAGUUUUGGAUCAGGGAUUGGCGGAUAAGCUAGAAUCUUUGGGAAUUCAACCAGGUACACGGGGCAUUUCAAGUGACCAAUUGAAACACAUUUUAAAUAUUGUGGAGUUCCAGAGGGCUGAGAAGGAGAAAAUAAUGCCAGAAAUGCAGACUUUGAGAAAGAAACUCUCCCGUUGUGCAACUCUCAAGGUACAAGAACACUCCCCUUCUUGGAAAUCUUCAUCUCCAACUCUUUCUGCAGAUGUUAAAUCCUAUCCUAUAGCAACUACAGACUCCAAGAUAUCAAAGUUAAAACCAUCAUUGUUACAUUUUUCCCAGGAUGAAUUCAAGCCUGAACAACAGUACACAGUUCCUAUUAAAAGUUCUACACCAAAACGUAAACCAGUUUCAAGCAAAGAAAUCAGAGUGUUAAAAUCCUCAAGCCUUACGACCUCACCAUUUAGUAGUUCUGAUGAUGAAUCUCAUAAGAAUGACACUCCUUUGUCAUCAUAUAAAUACCCUGUGUUGCUGAAGCCAAAAGAUUGCAUGAAUAAGAGAGACAACAUAGGUCUUGUUGCAACAGACAGCGAAUCAGAAGGAAGUUUUCUAGAAGAGCUUGACAGAGAUAUAGCACACAGGCACAGAAGUCAGAUGCCAGCUCCUGCUAAGCCACCAAGAGCAACAGUGGUAAAAGAACUCUCGAACAAAACUGAAAAACAACCAGCAUCCCGUGCAUUUGAUAAUAAACCAGCAAAUUAUGAAUGUCACUCCGUUGUAACAAAGGAUGCAGUCAUGGAAUUAAAGAUCUCAGAUUUUGAUGACAGUGAUUUUGACAGCUCACCAUUAGAAGAUGAAGCCUUUGAAGUGCCAAGACCUAUACAAUGCAAACAAAACCCUUCAAAAUACAAAAAUGAAUUUCCCACUAGAAAUGUGCCUUUUGCUGCUAAGCUGUCCAGAGGAGAUGCUCGUGAAGCAGAUACAUCCAGCACACUUGUAAGCAGCUUAGUUAGUGUGAGUGACCUCAGCGACUCAUCAGAUGUAUGAACAUAAGAUGAAAACAUCUGAAAUAUACUGAAAGUAUUGUUAUGUCAAGUGCCUUAGCACUGGGAUCUGUUACAUUUUCUUUUCCUUACAGUUAAAGUAUUAUUUUAUGAAUUUUAUAUUACUUUUAACAGCCUGUUAAAUCACUUUAUUAUGUAUAACAAAUGUAAUGUAAAUGCACAUUUCCUGCCAUAACACAACAUGAAUUAGAAGAGAGGUAGCAAUGUGUCCUUAUAUGUUGUAUUUAUGUAUACUAGAUUAAAGAGCCAGCUAGGGAUGUUUGUAAAUAGACAUAUGUAGAAUAAAUAAAAACAAACUUGGAAGCUAGAAUUCUAGAGGCUUUGACUUCUGGAAUUUGCAAUGGACCCGUUUUAUACGGUACAAUGGUACGUGUGUUUUUUUGUUUUGUUUUUAAAGCAGGGUAUCCAUAUGAAUGCCUAUUUUGUCAGUGGCAUGCUAUACAAUUGCUUACCACUUUGUGUAAUCUACAGUAAAAAUGUAGCUAAAUGUUAACCCUUUCUGAUUAGCAGUAUUUGCAACCUCUAUCUGUAAUAGGAAUAAUUGGUGCCAACUCAUGCUUGCUUAGUGAUGGUAACACUAAAGAGUAUUCUGUGAACUGGAUAGAUCAUAAUAAUUUACAGUUUUACAAAAAUAGAUACUUAGGGGCAUAUUUAUAAAGCUCUGUAUGGAGCUUAAGGUCCCUUGUUUCCAGCAAGCCUUCAGGCUCGCCGGAAACAGAAGUUAUAAAGCAGCGGUCUAAAGACCGCUGCUCCAUAACUUGUCCGUCUGCUCUAAGGCGGCGGACAGAAAUCAACCUGAUCGAAUACGACAUAUGACACCCCUGCCAGUGGCCGUGAAUCUGCAGGAGGCAACAUUGCACCAGCAGUUUACAAGAACUGCUGGUGCUAUCGAUGUGCAGCGGACUUGAUACAUUACUCCGUAUCAUGUCCGCUCGCACAUUGAUAAAUAUACCCCUUAGUCAUUCAAUUCAUUGUGUAUGGGUUCUAUUAUACUGAUUUGAUGUGAUGUGUAGACAUAUAUUUAAUUAUCGGCACUUAGUUUUGCGAUCGUAUUAAGUAGACAGUACAUAUGUAUUUGUCUCAUAUUCUCGUGAAGUUAUGUAUUCUGUACUAGGCAUAUAGUCUUUUUCUUUGUUGGAAUGGGAAGAAACCUUCCAGAAGUUUUCAAAAUGACACCCCAUUAAUACCACCCCCUUCAUCAUCAGUUAUUUCUUAACCUUACUAGUCAGGUAGUUGUAGCUUUACUCCAUAAUAAGUUUUUAUUUUUGUGCCAAAAAAGAAAGAUGACCCCUCUCGGCUGUAAGGGAUGUGAUUUAUGGGUUUUGGCUAACUUUAUAGGGAUUGCCCCCCCACAUGGACUGCAUAGCACAUUCAAGGGCUGCAUGGUUGUUAUGGAUAUCAUGUAAUCCACCUUUAAAGUGAUCUGUUUUUACUCAAAUUUGCAUGACGCAAUUCCAGUUGAAGUUGUUUAGUUUUAUUGCAAUUAGAGUUUGUCCCAGAGAAUCCAGUUUAUUCACCAGAUUAUCUCUCAAUUAGAAAAUGGUGGAAAGGUUUACCGGAGGAAGGUAUUCCCUGUCAGCACUGUGCACAAUUCUAUUUAGUUGUGUUGUAAUUGAUAAGAAGGAAAGUAUGUGUUUCAUUGUCUCUUCUAAAGGUUUUGGAGAUUUUUUAAAAUUGUAGUAUAUAAAAAUCAUAUAUAAAUCAUCAAUUUUCAGCAGAUGCA
Molecule: messenger RNA, 4514 nt
Organism: Bombina bombina (fire-bellied toad)
Lineage: Eukaryota; Metazoa; Chordata; Amphibia; Anura; Bombinatoridae
Gene: DZIP1
Product: DAZ interacting zinc finger protein 1
Exons: 19
Coding region: 327-2774 (815 amino acids)
Biological process (GO): cilium assembly
Cellular component (GO): cytoplasm; ciliary basal body
Source: RefSeq, a predicted model, not a curated record